Molecule: messenger RNA, 1540 nt
Organism: Exophiala oligosperma
Lineage: Eukaryota; Fungi; Ascomycota; Eurotiomycetes; Chaetothyriales; Herpotrichiellaceae
Exons: 1
Coding region: 179-1408 (409 amino acids)
Biological process (GO): tRNA methylation
Cellular component (GO): cytoplasm
Molecular function (GO): tRNA methyltransferase activity
Source: RefSeq, a predicted model, not a curated record
UUCAUCGUCAGGGUGACCCUUGGUGUUUCUCGGUGGCACGCUCAUCAAGUGCUGAGCAGUGGCAGGUGGUUUUCGUUGACACGGGCAAAACACAGAUAUCCGUCGGUGGAACGAGGCUCUGGCUGGGUCUUCCGGUGUCAGUCAUAUCGAGAAGGCAGCAAAAAAAAAGGAUAUUCUUAUGCCACAAUCUCGACACUCUCAACCGUCGACCAUCCCGGCGUCGUUCGUGGCCAAGAAAUCUCAAAUCUUGUCGUUGCUCACGCAACCCGAAGACGAGUACACCGACAAGUCACCCAAGGGGACGGUGGACCAUCAGAUCCUACACCUCAUACAAGAGAUCAACGGUUACGAUGGCCUCGUGACGACGAGCAGUUGCGCCGGUCGGGUUGCCGUGUUCGUGGAGGGACCUAGGUCGACCGCGAAGGCGGGAGACGUGAACGAUGCUGGAGAAGGGGAAGAUGAACAGAUGACAGGAGACCCUGUGAUUGGGGUCACCACCACCAACUCCUCCUCCUCCUCCUCCUCCUCCUCCUCCUCCUCCUCCUCCUCCUCCGCCGCCGCCGCCGCCGCCACGGCUACUACUACUACGACGACGACAACAGCGACAUCACCCGGAGGCAAGGGUGGUGGAAAAUGGUUGUACGUCUCUCAUGAUCCUAUCGAACCUCUCCAUGCCGAUGGUCAAGCUGGACCUUCGACUACGGCACAAGAUUUCACGACCUUGUUCAGAUUGACACCCUCCUCAUCAACUACGCCCCAACAACCCAACAACAACAACACAACCUCGAAAAGUCCCAGACUGAUCCACCUCACCUUCUCGCCUCUGAUCCUACACGUGCACUGCGCCACCUUGAGACACGCUCGACCUCUUGUGGCCGCCGCCGUCAAUUCUGGGUUCCGCGAAAGUGGCGUCCAAAGUCUGAGGGUCUUGGACGAUCCCGACCACGGUGUCAUGGUAGCUAUACGUACCGCCGGGUUAUCAUUCGAGACUGUCGUUGGUGUCGUUUGCCCUUCUUCGUCUUCUUCUUCUACUACAGGACCAAACGAUGAACAACCAGACACAAACCGAGAGGUGAUACAAAGUAUAGUCGGUGAAGAAUACCUUGCAAUGUGUGCGGGUGUGGUCAAUGAGAGAUUUCGAUGGAACCAUGAACGAAGAGAGAGGUUCAGAGCGGAACUAAAACGAGCAAUGGCAAAGGAAGGGUUUGGGGGGUCGUCAUCAUCGGCGGAGUCGGGCGAGGAACCCGUACAGUGGGAAGAUAAAGAUGCAAGACGAAGAAGGAAAAGGGAGGAAGGAUUGGCCAGACAGAGGAAGGAAAGAGAAGAGGAAAGGCGAUCACAAAGAGAAAACCGAGAAGGUGACUCGGACGAACUAGAUGCAGGACUCGGAGCACUCAAGGUCGUUUGAAGGGAGUUUGUGUCGUUGCCGAGUUAGAAAUCAUGGGGCUCGACGAAAAGAAUAGAAUCUGCCAGUGGAAUAUCAUCAAAGGCUGAUAAUGUCACCAUCGACCUUUGAUGCGAAUGCCAUGUUGACAAUGCU